AGCGCGUAUUGCAGCAGUAUACGUUCACCACGUUUUUAGGUGUUAAAUACAUAAAAACGUAUCCAAGACCAUCCCCUUAAACACCGCCAAGUUUGUAAAGAGGCCGAUAUAGCAAAGUGUCCUUACAUCGCCCUUAGUAUUACCACCUUACAUUUAACCUAGACCGUGGAAAUUUUUUUUAAUGUAAAACGGCGAGCGGGAGGACAGGCGGUAAUCGAUCUCGGGAUUUUUUUUACAGCAGUUACGAAUUGAUCAGUUACUGUACUGCGUACCCAAUAUUGAGGGAGUAGUACGGAGGUCAGAUUUCAUAUUUAACCAUUUAUAAACACUGAAAUGGAAUAAUAAAUAUUGUGUGUUUAAAAUUACGUUUAUUGUUUAAUGGCUAUGAAUGAUGAAGUUCAUAUUUCAAUCACAUACCAUAAGAGCGAUGCGGUGUUAUAAUUAAUACACAGCAUCGUAUUUGUAUAAAAUGUCACGUUGAUUUGUACCAUGGUAUGAAUGGAGGUAGGCGAGUCCAUGACCAAUAAAUGAAUGAAAAAGAGGGGGAGCUGUUUACAUUGCUUUCUUAAGGUAGGCUAUUUAGUGGUGCUUUGUAACUUGACGUUUAAAGUUAAUAAUGGUUAAAUGGCGAUUUUAAAAAGCAUAACAAUUAGAAGAAAAAAAAACAUCUCCAUAAAAAUACUAUAUCGGGAAGGCACCCUUUUGCUAUAGCAUGGUAUAGUCCAUUCGGAGGUUUGUAUAUAACUACAACACUGGAAUUUCCAUUUGCAAUAAAAAAGGAUUCCGCAGGAACCCAUUCACAGUUCUCCAUUAGCUUUGCCAAGCCAUCUGGGUAUGUAAGGUCAGACGCCUGACAGCUACACCCAGAAGUCCCGUAAGAGGUUUGGUGAGGCUAGACCAUGCCGGAGCAGAGCAACGACUACCGGGUGGUUGUGUUUGGAGCGGGUGGGGUUGGUAAGACCUCCCUGGUCUUGCGCUUCGUCAAAGGCACCUUCCACGAAAUCUACAAACCCACCGUGGAGGACACCUACCGGCAGGUGAUCAGCUGCGACCGCAACGUCUGCACGCUGCAGAUCACUGACACGGCUGGCAGUCACCAGUUUCCCGCUAUGCAGCGUCUGUCCAUCUCCCGGGGUCACGCCUUCAUCCUGGUGUACUCCGUCAUCAGCCGACAGUCCCUGGAGGAGCUGCAGCCCAUCUACGAGCAGAUCUGUCAGAUUAAGAGCGGUGACACACAAGGCCUACCCAUCAUGCUCGUCGGUAACAAGAGCGACGAGAGUCAGCGAGAAGUGGCCGUCGGCGAGGGCGAGGGCCUGGCGGCUCGCUGGAGGUGUUCUUUCAUGGAGACUUCCGCCAAAACCAACCAUAACGUACAAGAACUUUUCCAAGAGCUCCUCAAUCUGGAGAAACGGCGGGCGGUGUGCCUGCAGGUGGACGGUAAGAAGUCCAGGAUGUGGCGGUCCAGGGAUCGGCUAAAGGGCAAGUGUGAUUUAAUGUGAGCGCCACGUGUCAGUAAUGGUCCUUGAUGUUGUAACAAUUUGUCAGACACAUUUAGCACAAUGGCUGCAUGCCGCCGCCUUUCAGUAACCACUCAUUCUUUCAUGUUUCACCUUUUUGCAAUACAGACCUACAUUAUUACAAGGUCGUUUAAAUGACUUUUUAACCAAAGGAGUUGGUUACAUAUUUUGAAUAUUGAUAUUAUAAAUGCACUACUAAAAAGAAAAAAGAUUAUAAGGCAAUAUGUAAAAUCUUAUAAUUUAGUUUCAGCUGACAGUGUGUAAUGAAGAGUUUCUAAACUGAAUUAUUUUUGUUUUUAAAUUGGGGCUGUGUAAUUGUACAUUCAAUCAUAUAAUAUUUUAUUCUAAUUUAGGGGUUUAUAUAAAUGCAUAAUGAAACAUUUGAGUAAUAAAACUGGAAUCUCAACUGUAAGUGACAUUAAUGCCAUAAUCGUUUUUAAUAGUCAUUUUUCCACAAGCGAUGUAAUCAAGGAAAUAAAGCAAAUAAAAUCA
Paramormyrops kingsleyae is the source of this 2009-nucleotide messenger RNA. Its product is annotated as GTP-binding protein Di-Ras2-like. NCBI's taxonomy places the organism in Eukaryota, Metazoa, Chordata, Actinopteri, Osteoglossiformes, Mormyridae. Gene Ontology annotation, biological process: signal transduction. Gene Ontology annotation, cellular component: membrane. The record is from RefSeq and is a predicted model, not a curated record. Gene Ontology annotation, molecular function: GTP binding; GTPase activity.